This is a messenger RNA of Marmota monax (woodchuck), 3738 nucleotides long. RefSeq names its product rho GTPase-activating protein 29-like. Gene Ontology annotation, molecular function: GTPase activator activity. The record is from RefSeq and is a predicted model, not a curated record. Gene Ontology annotation, cellular component: cytoplasm. NCBI's taxonomy places the organism in Eukaryota, Metazoa, Chordata, Mammalia, Rodentia, Sciuridae. Gene Ontology annotation, biological process: activation of GTPase activity; signal transduction.
AGGAUGAUUGCUCACAGAAAGAAGAAGGCAAAGAAAAAGUCUCUUUCAGCAUCAGGCCAACUUUCUGCUGAUAAGUCCAUAAGUUCCAACUUAGCAUCAAGGAAGGACUACAUCAAGGAGGUGUUGAAUGAUAUCAGGGAGGUCACCCACAUGUUACAAUCUUUCAAGGACGCUGUUCUUUCUGAUUGCUUUAAAGAAGUCAUUGAUAUACGUCUGGAUGAACUUCUCGAUGUUUUAACAUCUGUAAUUAAUAAGCAUCAGAACCUCAAUUCUGUUGAUAUCCAACAUGCUGCAGAAAUGCUUGCUGCAAAAGUGAAAGCUGUGAAUUUUACAGAAGUUAAUGAAGACAACAAAAAUAAUCUACUCCAAGAAGUAUUUUCUUCUGUUGAAACUUUGACAUUUACCUUUGGGGAUAUCUUUGCAAACUUCCUUAUGGGACAUGUACACAGACUGCCUGUUUCUCUGGAAAAUAAGUCUUUUGAAAACACAUCUGUGGACUCAGUCAAGCCAUCCAAUGAACAAGGAAAUUUUUCUCCUAUAGAAUUAGACAACGUGCUAUUAAAAGACACUGACUGUAUUGAAUUGGCUUUCUCAUAUGCUAAAACAUGGUCAAAAUAUACAAAAAACAUAGUGUCAUGGAUUGAACAAAAGCUUAACUUGGAAUUGGAAUCCACCAGAAAUAUUAUAAAGUUGGUAGAAGCAACUACAACUAACAUUGGACUAGAGGAGUUUAUGCCACUACAGUCUGUGUUUACCAGUGUUCUUCUUAAUGAUGUAAAGAAAAGUCUCCUUUUAGAACAAAGAAUUGCAGCUCUCCAAGCCAAUGAAUUUGUACAGCCUCUACUGGGGAGGAAAAAUAAAAUAGAAAAGCAAAGGAAAGAAAUAAAGGAACUUUGGAAACAGGAACAAAAUAAAAUGCUCAAAACAGAAACUGCUCUCAAAAAGGCAAAAUUGUUAUGCAUGCAACGUCAAGAUGAAUAUGAAAAAGCAAAAUAUUCUGUGUUUUGUGCAGAGAAGGAGCAUCAGUGCUCAUGUGGUGGAUUAGCAAAAAAUCCCAACAAGCAACUAGAAAAAAAUCACAGGUUGGAAGCAGAAGCACUUCAAAAAGUAAAAGCAGCAAACGAACUCUACAAAGUUUGUGUAACAAAUGUUGAAAAAAGACAAAAUGAUCUAGAAAACACCAAAAGAGAAAUUUUAACACAACUCAGGACACUUGUUUUCCAGUGUGAUCUUAUACUUAAAGCUGUAACAGUUAAUCUGUUCCAGAUGCAGCACUUUCAGGCUGCCUCCCUUGCAAACAGUUUAGUCUUUCACUGUGAUAGCGCCAAACUUUAUGAUCCAGGCCAAGAGUACAGUGAAUUUGUGAAGGCUACAAAGUCAACUGAAGAAGAAAAAGUUGAUGGGAAUGUAAAUAAACCAUUAAAAAAUAGUUCCCAGAUGUCCAGAUGUGGCCCUUCUCACUCUUUAAAGGAUGUUGUGUGCCUUCCUGACAGUUGUAAUAAAAUUGAAGAGGACAUAUUGAGUUUCAAUCCAGACUUUAGUGGUUGCCUCACAUGCAUAAGAUCUUCUUUCAUAAGAUCAUGGACAUUUGGGAUGUUUAGUGAUUAUAGUACUGGAGGGAGCAGUGAAUCUGGAUCCUUGGAUUCAGAAUCUAUAAGUCCAGGAGACUUUCAUCAAAAACUUCCACAAACUCCAUUCAGUGGAACCAUGCCUUCUGCAGAUGAUUUAGAUGAAAGAGAGCCACCUUCCCCUUUAGAAGCUGAACCCAGUUCCCUUGGAGCAUUUAAGAAACCAUUGAUGUCAAAGGCAGCUGUUACUCACAAGUUCCGAAAAUUGAAAUCCCCCUCAAAAUGCAGAUAUUGUGAAGGCAUUGUAGUGUUCCAAGGUGUUAAAUGUAAGGAGUGUCUCCUUGUUUGUCAUCAUAAAUGUAUGGAAAACUUAGUUAUCUUUUGCGGUCACCGGAAACUUCUGGGGAAAACACACUUAUUUGGAGCAGAAUUUACACGAGUUACAAAAAAGGAGCCAGAUGGCAUUCCUUUUAUACUCAAAAUAUGUGCUUCAGAGAUUGAAAAGACAGCCUUGUGUUUACAGGGAAUUUAUCGUGUCAGUGGAAACAAAGCAAAAACUGCAAAACUGUGUCAAACUUUGGAGAAUGGAAUGCAUUUGGUAGACAUGUCAGAAUUUAAUUCACACGACAUCUGUGAAGCCUUAAAAUUAUACCUUCGACAGCUCCCAGAACCAUUGAUUUUAUUCCGAUGGUACAAGGAAUUUAUGGACCUUGCACAAGAGAUCCAACAUAUUAAUGAAGAGCAAGAUACCAAAAAUGAUAACCCUAAGGACAAAACAUACCCAAAUAUGUGUAUAGAAAUAAACCGAAUUCUUCUAAAAAGCAAGGUCCUUCUAAGACAAUUGCCAACAUCAAAUUUUAACAGUCUUCAUUACCUUAUCAUACAUCUUAAACGGGUAGUAGACCAUUCUGAAGAAAACCUGAUGAAUUCAAAAAACUUGGGGGUGGUAUUUGGACCAUGUCUCAUGAGGCCAAGACCUGCAACCGCUCCUGUUACUAUCUCCUCCUCCCUUGCUGCAUAUGCCAAUCAGGCCCUGUUGGUAGAGUUCCUCAUUACCAACUCACAGAUGAUCUUCAAUGAGUUCCUAGUGUCACAAAAUGUUACAUGUAGUACAGGUGUUAUUGCACCUCUGGUGGAUAAAAGCUGUCCUUCCAAACCCGUGAUAUCACCAGAACAUUCCACAAAGUCACAAUAUUUUUCUUCAAAGGAAGGUAUCCACACUGCAGAUAGUGAAAGUGAAAAUUUUGAAUCAGCUACAUCAUUUGAGAAAUCAGAAUGGAAGCAAAAUGCAUUGGAAAUAUGUGAUGCAUAUCUGAUUGAUAACAAAGAACUUGAAUCAUUAUCCCGAAAGAUGGAUGAUAUGUGUAAAACCACUGAACCACUUAGUUUGAAAUCUGAUGUGGCAACGAACGACAUACAGAGGCAUACACCAACCACCAAGAUUGGACAUGCAAUUUUGUCUGUAGAUAGGUUCCAUCUUGCAAGCUCUCCUAGUGAGGGAAACAGCAGAAAUGUGGGAAAUGUAAAUUCAGACAAGUUUUGCAAGAAUCUUGCUUUUAAAGGACUUAAUAGCAAAGAUACCCCUCCUACUGUUUGUUCCAAAUUUUAUGGCUUUGAUCAGCAGUUUCUACAAAAAACUCAGGGACAACAAUGUGAACAAAAGAACUUAACUGGCACGAGUGCAGUGAUUGUGCCUAGUGCACUCCAGGAAAAAAUGACAGUGAGCAUCAGAGUUAGUGGUGACCAUUCCAUUGGUGCCACAAAGCCCAACACGCCAGCCAGAUCAGCAAGAGAGGCAUCAGAAAGACGGUCCUCUCAUUCUUACCAUCUUGCUCCUGCAAGAGCAGCAAGAACACUGCAGCCCCAUCACUGGACAACAUUUUACAAACCACGUACCCUGACCAGCAAAGUCAGGGGGAUUGAGGAGAGACCAGCUUCACCUUCAGCAGCAGUGCCUCCUAGCACAGCUCUUACUCCCCUGAGUCAUGUGGAGAAAGAUGUUCCAGAGGCAGACAGCACAUCAGCUUAUGCUUUGCAGCCAGCUCCUGAGCCUAAAGAGCGCUCUGAAGAGCACGGCCGGCCUGACGUGAAUCCAAUGUGCCAGGGACUCAGGCUAAAACAAAUGGAAGAAUUACAAGACCUUGAAUUUGAAAUGCCACAGUUUGUGUAG